Molecule: messenger RNA, 1153 nt
Organism: Sitodiplosis mosellana (orange wheat blossom midge)
Lineage: Eukaryota; Metazoa; Arthropoda; Insecta; Diptera; Cecidomyiidae
Product: delta-aminolevulinic acid dehydratase
Exons: 5
Coding region: 23-1015 (330 amino acids)
Biological process (GO): heme biosynthetic process
Cellular component (GO): cytosol
Molecular function (GO): zinc ion binding; porphobilinogen synthase activity
Source: RefSeq, a predicted model, not a curated record
AGUUGUAAACUAUAAUUUGGAAAUGGCGGCCGCAAAAAAGUUUCACAGUAGUCUAUUUCAUCCAACGCUUCGCAAGUGGCAAGAAGGCAAUGUAAACAUCGAACCGGAAAAUUUGAUGUACCCACUGUUUUUGAUUGAAAAGGAUGAUGCAAUUGAAGAAAUCACGAGCAUGCCGGGAGUAUCACGAUUUGGAGUGAAUCAAGUGGUCAAGCAUUUGGAGCCGUUGGUGGAAAAGGGAUUAAAAACGGUGCUACUUUUCGGAGUUAUUGAAACGCUGCCUAAAAACAGUCGUGGCAGCUCCGCAGAUUGUGCAGAGAAUCCAGUAGUUCGUGCAUUACCGUUGCUUCGGAAAAACUUUCCCGAUUUGCUUUUAGCAACUGACGUUUGCAUUUGUCCAUACACGAGUCAUGGACACUGUGGCAUUUUCGACGAAGAAAACCACAUGGACAAUGAAGUGAGCAUUCAACGUUUGGCCGAGAUUUCUUUGGCUUAUGCAAUCGCCGGUGCACACAUAAUCGCCCCAUCAGACAUGAUGGACAAUAGAAUUGGGGCAAUUAAAAGCAUUUUGCGGAAAAAUCGUUUAGAGAGUAGAGUCUCCGUUCUAUCUUAUGCUGUAAAAUUUGCAUCUAGCUUUUAUGGACCUUUCCGUGAUGCCGCUCGCUCAGCACCGGCAUAUGGAGAUCGUAAAUGCUAUCAGUUACCAGUUGGUUCAAAAGGGAUUGCUGCUAGAGCCGCUGAGCGUGAUGUUGAAGAAGGUGCCGAUAUGUUGAUGGUGAAACCGGGCAUGGCUUAUUUGGACAUUGUUCGUCAAACAAAAGACAUGUAUCCACAUCUUCCCUUGUUCAUUUACCAAGUGUCCGGCGAGUAUGCAAUGUUGUGGCAUGGUGCCAAAAAUGGGGCCUUCAACUUGAAUGCAAUCGUUAUGGAAACACUAACAUCGAUGCGUCGUGCGGGCGCCGAUGUUUUGAUCACCUAUUACACGCCACUUGUGUUGGAUUUAAUCCAGAAGAAAUAAGCGUCUAAACGAAACAAUUGAAAAAUUAUUCCAUAUGUUUUUAACUGGUGGUGCUGCAAUCAAAUUUACAACUGGGUUGGGUUCAGAUGGAAAAUAUUUUAGAAUUUAUUUUGAAUAAAGUGGAUUUUUUUGUAUGAA